AUGUCGUCUUCGCUCGGCCAUCGAAAAUCCUCAUCCACGUCUUCUGGCACUUCGCAUCCCCUACAGAAAGGUAGUGCAUGCUUGAAUUGCCGACGCAGGAAAGUGAAAUGCGACGGUGUAAAGCCCAUAUGUGGGACCUGCGCGUCUGUACCUGCCUUACGGGACUGCGAAUAUAGCGACUCUGGAACUACGCGAACGCAGCUUCUCGAAGAACAAAUUGCCAUUUUUGAAUCUCGAAUUCGCGAGCUUGAAGCCUUACCCGCAAAUUCUAAUGCAGCGGUCAGACUUACUCAGCCAUAUUCAGUGGCUGGAAACUUGCAGAGUUCUCAGCAUCAAGCCUCAAGCUCUGCGUCGAGCUUUUCGCCCAAUCCUGCGUCUCCUCACUUGCUGUCCGUACCGGAGAAGCUCCCGGUACAACUCCACCAAGCGAUAAUCGGUUCUUUUUUGCGAUGUUGCACCGAGAUUGGAUUUUUUCUCAACGUAGGACGCUUUACCAACACGGUUAUGAAUGUUGACGAUUUUGGAUGGGAACCACCUUCUAUUGCAUUGCUCCAGGCAGUCUAUCUGUGGGGCGUCCAUCUAUCCACUUCCCCAGAACUAUUGACUCUUGAGCCCUACUUUUUGUCUACCGCAGUGCAGCAGACUUCCGCAGCUCUGUCAAGUACUCAUACACACAAGAUCAUCCAUCGUACUCAAGCAGAAGUUCUUCUCGCGCAAUAUUUCUUCCGAAACGCAAGGAUGCUUGAAGGGAAGUACCAUACUAGUGCCGCUGUUUCCCUCCUCCUCGGUGCAAGAUUCCACAAAAUUCGCUCGAUUGAAGGAGGCGGGGUCGUGGGUCUCCCCGAUCCUAGUGAUCUUGUCGAGGAAGGAGAGAGAACUAACGGAUUCUGGACUGUUAUGAUACUCAAUAACUGCUGGACUCCCUUAGAGUCGAAUAUCAUAUACGAAACGAUUGAUACACCCUGGCCAUUGGAAAUGCAAUCAUAUUCGCAGAUUUAUCGUUCUCCCGAAUUCCGAACGAGUCAAACUGUCCAGAAGUUUUUGUCUCGUGCAGUUCCUGACGGCAGCGAUGGGGCUUCUAUGAUUGCGUUAUAUGCGAAAGCCAGUAUUCUAUUCGAAAGGUCGUCGACAAUCAGUCACCGGUUCCAGCCUAACAUGCCUCAGUCAUUAGCGCGACAAUUCUUUGACUCUUUUUCUGCUCAGGACGCUUUAGUCCAGCGAUUCUUGCAAGAUAUGCCGUCGAUACCCGCAAUGACAGCAGCCAUCUCGCAUGGGAUGGCUCUUAUGAUCUAUACUCUUGCGUAUUCCGCCGUGAUCCAGCUGCAUAGGCCGUUUAUUGCGAUUAACCCAGCAUCCAGGGGACGUAUCAUUUCUUCUGUUCGACCAAUCGUUCACAUUCUAGAUACCAUCAAUGUUGCAGAAGUUCUGUCGCUUAACGCAUUUCUGGCCGUUCUAUGGACUUAUGUAUGUCAGUUUCUUAUCCAAGAGAUAUCUGAUGCACGCGACGACAGCAUUAAUUCGUCAGGGGCGCCAAUGUCGCAGAACGAGGGAAAAUAUUCGAAUCACAGUUGGCCAUUGUCAGAGAACGUCAUGCCCAAGCGUUUAGUUAGACAAUUAGAUUUAACUUAG
Molecule: messenger RNA, 1629 nt
Organism: Desarmillaria tabescens
Lineage: Eukaryota; Fungi; Basidiomycota; Agaricomycetes; Agaricales; Physalacriaceae
Product: Zn(2)-Cys(6) binuclear cluster domain-containing protein
Exons: 11
Coding region: 1-1629 (542 amino acids)
Biological process (GO): regulation of DNA-templated transcription
Cellular component (GO): nucleus
Molecular function (GO): DNA-binding transcription factor activity, RNA polymerase II-specific; zinc ion binding
Source: RefSeq, a predicted model, not a curated record